Molecule: messenger RNA, 1256 nt
Organism: Xenopus tropicalis (tropical clawed frog)
Lineage: Eukaryota; Metazoa; Chordata; Amphibia; Anura; Pipidae
Gene: atpaf1
Product: ATP synthase mitochondrial F1 complex assembly factor 1
Exons: 9
Coding region: 68-979 (303 amino acids)
Biological process (GO): protein-containing complex assembly
Cellular component (GO): mitochondrion; mitochondrial inner membrane
Source: RefSeq, marked provisional
UGCUGUUAGUGGUUUCUGGCGGAUGGAUUUUUCUUUACUCUGGAUGUUGCGGGAAAGUCACGGAGACAUGGCGGCUGCCGUGGUGCAGAUGUCAAUGGGCUACAGAGGGCUUUUGGCAGUCCGGAAUCGGGGAACUGGUCCUUUGGCUUUGGGUGUUGUUUCUUCGCAGUUGCGGGCUUUCUCUGUGCGAAAAGAGCCGGAGCUGGACGAGAAUCCGUACUACGGGAAAUACCGGGACAAGAUCCAGCAGCUGCGCCGAACCAACCCAUCAGCUUUUGAUGCCCGAUUGGAUAAGCGGAAAGAGUUGAAGCAACAGCCGUUGGGUUAUUCGAAACAGGCAGAAUUUGCAAAGACAGUAGAGGAAAAGGUCGGAACAGCUUCUGGUAAAGGAUUCUCAAAAAAUAAGACCUUAGAUUCUAUUCUAAACAUAGAGCUGAUAAAGGACAAGGAUGCAGAUGAAAUCAGAGAGAUUUGGAAGCAGUACUUUUCUUUAAGAAACUCUGUGUAUGCAGUCAUACCUGGAGAAUCUUUUGAACUCAUAUGGCGGCGAGCCAAGACCUGCCCCUCUUUCUUGUAUGCACUUCCAAGGAAAGAAGGAUAUGAGUUUUUUGUGGGCCAGUGGUCAGGAAGUGAGCUUCAUUUUACUGCACUUAUUAAUAUCCAGACAGCAGGAGAUGCUGCCCCCAGCCAGCUGAUCUUAUACCAUUACCCUGAGUUUCAGAAAGACAAAGGAAUUGUUCUGAUGACCUCAGAAAUUGACACCAAAUUCUUGAAUGUCCAGGACGCACAGUGUUUGGCAAAUCAAGUGCAGCUGUUCUAUGGCAGUGAUGGAGCAGAAACAUUUGGAUUAGUGGAAAAGUUUAAUCACAAGUCUGAUGAGUUCAAAUACAUGGCUGUAGUUUCUUUCUUGGAGCAAAGUGGGCUGGGAAAGAGUUUUUUGAACGAACAGGGCCAUAAUAAAGAAGAUAAGUUGGAAUGAGAAUAACAUAAAUGAACUGCACACUUGGAAUGUAUGAAAGACUGAUUAGAAAGUAAGACACCAAGAAAAAGUAAAGGCUACUUUGCAAUUCUGUUGCCUUCAAGGUGAAAAGAAAAGUGUAUGUAAAUCACUUUACUGUACAUCAUUUUGUGAGAGCACACACAAGGGAUGUUGAAAGCUGAUGUUAAAAUUGUAGUGAAGGAACAACUCAACCUGCCUAGAUAUUUAAACUGUAAUCACAAUACAGUAUGUUUGUAAUAAAUAAUAUAUUAAGUGC